Diatraea saccharalis (sugarcane borer) is the source of this 420-nucleotide messenger RNA. The record is from the annotation of a GenBank genome assembly. NCBI's taxonomy places the organism in Eukaryota, Metazoa, Arthropoda, Insecta, Lepidoptera, Crambidae.
AUGAGCACGCCAAGACGGUCAUGCUCUGGUCCCCCUGCGUCUGCGCACGUCAGCGCGCGACUGUUUGCUGCGGUGGUACUGUUCAUAGCGUUCGGGUGUCUGCUAGCCGGUUACUUAUUAGGACGCAUGGCACGGACAGAUGUUAAACAUACCAACGAGCUUAUAUCUGCGAAUUUGACUACAGCAGCAGAUAGUUUACUUCAAAAAGCUAAGCGCAUUCCACCUAAAGCAGUCCACCACAGUGAUCCGGAAAAAAUCAAAGCAAAGCUGUACAGCAUUUUCCAAUGUAACAGCAACAACUGUGGUCCCAUUAACAAUCAUAAUCUAAGCGAAUAUGUGAAGAAUUCCCUCAACUUUCGAAUAUUCAAUUUAAUUAAAUCUAUACAUAAUGCCUCGCUAUAUUUGGAUACAUUAAGAUGA